GCAAAAAUGGUUCGACUUCGAGUUCGACACGAAUCCUGGCCGACUUGGAGGAAGACGAAUGCUGUCGGUCCGAGGCUGCCGCCCCUGAGGGCGGCGAUACAGCCAGUGAAGCAGCUGCAAAAGGUGUGUCCGGCUCUGGCAAGAAGACAUGCUCCUCCUGCCGAGUACUAGGAACGACUCCGGGAAACACAAAUAAAGGGCUACAAGUAGAAAAAGAGGACCACCCGCCGCCCAAAUCGCUUAGUGCCGCAAAAAAUGUGAGUAGCCUACGAGAUGACCACGUCGAUGCAGCGGGCAGAACCAGAAGCUCCUGCUCCAGCAAGGCAGCGAUAAAUUUCUACCAAGAUGUCACGUCAGGACGGCCUGAACCGCCGGUCGCGAGGAGUCCGAAGGGCAUCAGUAG
Messenger RNA from Amoebophrya sp. A120, 403 nucleotides. Lineage: Eukaryota; Dinophyceae; Syndiniales; Amoebophryaceae. The record is from the annotation of a GenBank genome assembly.